Molecule: messenger RNA, 2058 nt
Organism: Necator americanus (New World hookworm)
Lineage: Eukaryota; Metazoa; Nematoda; Chromadorea; Rhabditida; Ancylostomatidae
Exons: 1
Coding region: 1-2058 (685 amino acids)
Source: RefSeq, a predicted model, not a curated record
AUGGACAACAUCGACGAGGAAUAUGACCGGCUCGUUGAACACCUUCACGACUGCGCGAAGAAGGCUGAGAGUUUUAAAACCACCAAGAGACGCCUGUCUCUUCAAACUCUUGAGCUGAUACGCCAGCAUGGAGCAGCACGAGCCGCAGGGAACCAAGAACUCACGUCAGAGCUCGCAAGGCUUUGCCGAGAGGGGAUAAAGGAAGAUCUUAAAGAGAGAAGAGCAGAAGUGCUGGCUGAAGCUGCAGAGGCGGGGAAAAGCAUCCGCUAUGCCCGUCGAGACUUCGCCAGUCGCAAGACGAGGAUGACUGCUAUCCGGAACCCAAAGGGAACAGCCGUUGCAUCGAGAAGGGGGAUGGAGAAAAUCAUCUACGACUUCUACUCUGAUCUCUUCGACAGCCAUGUCCACUUGUCUCCUCACCAUCUGAGGGAAGAUGGACAAGUCAUUCCAGACGUUCUCCCGUCCGAAAUACGACAUGCUAUCAUGUCGGUAAGAAGUCGUACUGCACAUUUUCUUGACAGAACAAGACCAGAACAGCUGAAGAACCUUUUGCCAGUACUAAUCAACACCCUGACGAGGCUCUUUACACGUAACCUGUCGGAAUGCAAGGUUCCUAAACAGUGGAAGACCGACAAGACCGUGUUGUUGUAUAAAAAGGGAGAUCCACAUGACAUCGGCAACUAUCGUCCAAUCUGCCUACUGUCCGUCAUCUACAAGCUCUUUACAAGAGUGAUCCUUAAUAGGAUUGAAAAAGUCCUGGAUGAAGGACAGCCAUGCGACCAAGCGGGGUUUCGAAAAGGAUUCAGCACGAUUGACCACAUUCACGCUGUUUCAAAACUCAUCGAGGUAUCACGAGAGUACAAGAUGCCGCUCUGUCUCACCUUCAUCGACUUGAAGAAGGCCUUCGACUCAGUUGAGACGGAAGCGGUCGCGGAAGCCUUGGACAACCAAGACGUCCCUACUCAGAACAUAAUGGUACUUCGAGAGUUGUACAGUAACUUCACAACCGGAAUUUCGCCAUUCUACAAUAACAUCAUCAUUGACGUGAAGAGGGUGGUCCGACAGGGUGAUACAGUUCCACCCAAAAUAUUUACAGCCACCCUCGAGAACGCAAUGCGAAAGUUGGAAUGGGACGACAUGGGAGUGAAGGUUGAUGGUCGGCAGCUACACCAUUUGCGCUUCGCUGAUGACGUCGUACUGAUAACACCUAGCAUCAGCCAAGCGGAACGAAUGCUGACCGAAUUCGACGAAACAUGUGGAUGCAUCGGUCUUCAGCUGAAUCUCCAAAAGACGAUGUUCAUGCGGAACGGAUGGGUCUCGGAUGCCCCAUUCACGCUAAACGGAACGAAUAUAUCCGAAUGCACAAGCUACGUUUAUCUGGGUCGGGAACUGAACAUGAUGAACGACCUGACCCCCGAGCUGGGCAGGAGGAGACGAGCGGCUUGGGGAGCGUACAAGAGCAUCGAGGAUGUAGUGAAGAAGACCAGGAACACCCGACUCCGUGCUCACCUCUUCAACACCACCGUACUUCCUGCUUUGACCUAUGCUUCGGAAACCUGGGCAUUUCGCAAGCAGGAAGAAAACGCGGUGAGCGUCAUUGAACGCGCAAUUGAGGGAGUGAUGCUAGGAGUAUCCCGUUUCACGCAAGUGAGGGACGGGAUUCGAAGUUCUCUCCUACGUCAGCGAUCGAAGAUUAGAGACGCCGCCGCGUUUGCCAAGGUAAGUAAAAUAAGGUGGGCCGGACACGUGAUGCGCUUUAAUGACAACCGUUGGACCAAAGCCGUGAGCGACUGGGUUCCCCGCGAUAUUAAGCGCACUAGAGGAAGGCCGCCGACCCGAUGGUCAGAUUUCUUCACGAAACCCUUCAAAGAAAAAUAUGAUGCUCUUCGUGUCCCACGCGAAAGGAGGAACCACUGGGCUACUCUGGCACGCGAUCGGGAAAAAUGGAAGAAUUACUGGCAUCGACCACGUCGACCACCACCCGUUACUCGACCAGUUCGAAGAUCAACGGGAGUCAAGGUGAUCAAGGUGACUGUACGAGAGGACUCACUAUUUUAG